AUGAUUGAUAUCUUUGUCAAAGUUUAUCUAGUCAAUGGUGUGACUAUCAGAAAGAUACCUCUUAGUCUUGGCCCAAUCGACGAUGAAGCGCACCCGGUCCUUCGCGAGGCAAUUAUCUACAGAAUUUUGGAAGACCAUCCUCGUAUCGCCCGGUGCAUCUCCCGAGGACGGAUGGACCUCGUUGAGGCCGAGCACUAUCCCAAUGGUCAUCUUCUUGAAUUUUCCCAGAGAUAUAAGGCCUCAGCGGAACUACAAUCAAGAUGGUUCCAACAAAUAAUCGAGGCUGUCGUGGCGAUUCACCAAUAUGGAGUGAUUCACUCUGAUCUUGUAUUACGACAAUUUUUCGUUGAUGAUGGGCUAAAUCUUCACCUUGGCGAUUUUACCGCAUCCCAAUAUCCUGGGCAUCCCGCGCUUGGGUACGAACAAGCAACACAUUGCUUGCCAAGGGACACCGAAGAACCUAAUACGAUGAUGUCUGAUAUCUUCGCCCUGGGCUCCACUUUAUUUGAGCUUGUUACUGGCAAAGUCCCCUUCGCUGAACUCUACCCAGUCGAGCCAAAGGAAAUUGCCCAAUCUCACGACCCCGCCAUUGUACGUGCACGACUCCAGCGGAAAGAUGACGCAGACAGAGAAGUUGGGAGACGGUUUCAAAAACGCGUGUUUCCUGCAGUGACUCAAAUCUACGGCGGUGAUAUCAUUCUAGCCUGUUGGAGGGGAAAGUUUUCUUCAGCGAAGGAGGUGCUUCAGGCAUACGAAUCAGCAUAUCACUAG
Penicillium bovifimosum is the source of this 771-nucleotide messenger RNA. RefSeq lists its product as uncharacterized. NCBI's taxonomy places the organism in Eukaryota, Fungi, Ascomycota, Eurotiomycetes, Eurotiales, Aspergillaceae. The coding region runs from base 1 to 771 and encodes 256 amino acids. Gene Ontology annotation, molecular function: ATP binding; protein serine/threonine kinase activity. The transcript has a single exon. Gene Ontology annotation, biological process: intracellular signal transduction; protein phosphorylation. The record is from RefSeq and is a predicted model, not a curated record.